AUGUCUCAACCAUUUCUACUCGAUAUGCCGGAGAAUGUAAUGCUGAAAAUCACGGAAGCAGUUGGAUUCCCUUCGAUACUUACCCUUCGAAAAGUUUGUCGUGACUAUCGUAAUUUCAUCGAUGACAAGACUCCAAACAUCAAUUUAACCCGUCUCUUUAUCACUGUCAAUCUCAAAAGAAUUGAAUUGUAUUGCGGAACUUCUAAGAAAGACAAAGAGAUAUAUUACGUCAAACACCCGGGUGGAUUUGUGAUCAAUCAUAAUUUUGGACGUGAUCAUAUCAUGGAGAAUGAGGAAAUUUCAUCAGUUUUCUUAAGAGACUUCGAGCUGAUCAUCAAGCAUCAAAAGUCAGCACUUGAAUACUUUCACUUUAAUUCUGGAAGUAUGACAAACGAAGAAGAGUUUCAUCAGUUCAUUUCUCCAAUAUUUUCGGAAACCAUGAAGAUUCUGAAGUCCCGGCCACGCCCAUUGAAAGUCAAAGAAUUCAAAAUGAACGCUUUCCGAGAAGAGCAUGUUAUGUCAAUUCUACCAUUCCUAGAUGCUAAUCUCCUGACGAAUAUUUCAAUGGACCAUACAGAUUAUGGAGCUUUUGAAAAGAAUGAUACAGUUAUGAAACUCAAUAAAAUUUUGGAGUUACCUCAAUGGAAAAAUGCCACAAAUCUCGACAUAUCUCAUUUGUAUGUCACGGAACCAGUGGAAAAAUUUUUGGGAUUCACGAAGGUGACGAUAUGGAAGAAAUCAGUGUCAGGGAACGACUUGCUUUCUAUCAAAAAGAAAUUUCUGUCGCCCAACAACCAAACCGAGGAGUUCAGUAUCUUCUACCUUGACUUUGUCGAUUGCCAAAUAUUAGGAGUUUCUAUCAUGGAUUACUUAGGGGACCAACAUUGGUACUACCGAACCAAAAACAAUGAAAAAAUACUGAAGAUUUCCAAAAUUAUCUGGAUUAACUAUAAGACGCUCAUUGUAUCAUUUAUUGAGAGAUCGGAUGUUCCGAAGAGAGCAGUUGUGUUGGCUUAG
This is a messenger RNA of Caenorhabditis remanei, 1017 nucleotides long. RefSeq lists its product as uncharacterized. The coding region runs from base 1 to 1017 and encodes 338 amino acids. The record is from RefSeq and is a predicted model, not a curated record. Gene Ontology annotation, biological process: innate immune response. NCBI's taxonomy places the organism in Eukaryota, Metazoa, Nematoda, Chromadorea, Rhabditida, Rhabditidae. The transcript is spliced from 3 exons. Gene Ontology annotation, molecular function: protein binding.